AUGGUACCCCUUAAUUUGCUGUCUUUCGAGUUCAGGCGUCUGAUAAAUGCCCUUCAUGCGAGCAAAAUCAAGGUCUACUUGGUGAGCGGUGGUAUUUACGAAAUGGUCGAUCGAGUGGCCAAGGAGCUCAACGUCCCGGAGGAAAACGUUUAUGUUAACCGCCUGAUCUACAGCGAAGACGGUCGCUGCAUCGGCUUCGACCGGAGCCAACACACAUCGCGCUCUGACGGGAAAAUGUAUGUGAUAGCAGAGAUUAAAGAAAAACUGCCUCCCGGCUCCGGUGUCCUCAUGGUCGGUGACGGCAUGACGGACGCAGCGGCCGUACCACCCGCUGACGCCUUCAUUGGUUUUGGCGGUAACGUGACCCGUCCGGCGGUCCAGCGAGCUACACCCUACUACUUUUAUUCCUUUGACGAUAUCUAUACCUUCUUUCGGGAUAACGGAAUAAUCCAUCGCUUUGGCUAA
Molecule: messenger RNA, 465 nt
Organism: Dibothriocephalus latus
Lineage: Eukaryota; Metazoa; Platyhelminthes; Cestoda; Diphyllobothriidea; Diphyllobothriidae
Source: the annotation of a GenBank genome assembly